GGGCGAUAAUGUGAUAGAGGCAACACUGGUUGUGGAGAGAGCGUGAUUCUGAAAGAUGGGGUUGGAAUCAGUGGGAGAUUUGGCGAUUAACGAGAUUCUGAAAAAGUUAGGACCCGAAGACAUUGCCAGAGUUGGCCUUGUGAGCAAGAGGUUUAAGGUUUCGGUCUCUGAUGACACUCUCUGGUUCAAAAUCUGCUUCCAUGAUCUCGAUUUGACUCAACCCGUGGAUCAUCUUGGAAACCCUCUCCCUUCUUUCAAGGAAGCUUAUCAAACUUGGCGAGAAGCUUUUAUUAUGUAUCCUUGGUCUCUUGUUAAGCGUGUUAAAAGGUGCUGGGACAGAAUAAAGACCUGGCUGACCAAUAAUUUUCCAGAAGCUGAAGCCACACUUUGUAAAGGUGCAUCAGAAACUGAGAUUCAAGAGUUGGAGAAUGCCUUAAAAGUGAAAUUGCCUCUUCCUACAAGGAUCCUUUAUCGCUUUCAUAAUGGGCAAGAAAUUUCGAAAGCAGAUUCUUUGGGCUUAAUUGGUGGCUACUCCUUCUACAGUCAUUUGGUGAAUGUUUUUCUAUUACCUAUAAAUCAGGUGAUCCGGGAAACUCAGAAAAUUACACGUCGCGUAGGCUUUUUCAGAAGAUCCAAGUAUGUGCUUGUGGCCCAUUCGUCCACUUACAGUGCAAAGUUGUUUUUCCUCAACUGUGCCAAUGGUCAACUAUAUGUUGGAACCAGGAAGAUUCUUACCGAUGGAGAAAUGAUCCCUUGUGUGCCUCAUGAUCUGAUUAGUUUACGUCAUGACUUGAAUAAUGAUCAGCAACAGGAUGCCAUGCUGCUGUGGUUAGAAGAACAUGGUCGCCGUUUACAAAAUGGCUUGAUUAAACUUCAUGAAGAAGGAAAUGAAAGAAGCAUUAAUCUUUUCCCAGAAGAACCCCCUCUUUGUUCAACGGCUGUAACCAAUGGCGUGAAGGUUCGUGCUUCUGCGUUGGUUAUCCCUGAGUUGGCUGAUCUUCAAGAUGACCUUGAAAAGUUCUAUUUUGCUUAUUCGAUCCGCAUGUCCCUUGAACCUAAAGGAUGCAUUGUCAAUGGAAUGUCCUUUACCUCUUGCCAGCUACAUUGGAGGCACUGGAUCAUCUGUGCUAAUGAUACUGUAGUAUCUGAUGUCAAUGGAGAAGCUGUUGUAGGACAGUUCCCACUUUUGUGUCCAGGUGAUAAAGAAUUUGUUUAUCAGAGUUGCACUCCUCUACCAACAUCAUCAGGUUCCGUUGAAGGUUCUUUUACAUUUGUCCCUGGCAGCUUGGCAACCCCAAGAGGAGACCCUUUCCUAGCUACAGUGGCUCGUUUCCCUCUACAGCUGCCAGACUAUGUUUUCUGAUUUUGAUUCUGUCUGGUAUUUAAGUAUCUCUGGGAUAAUGUUUGGGUACAUUAUUUUACUUUCGUGUUAGUUGCUUGGUUGUUGUGACAGGUUUUUAAGUUGGUUGUGCACAAUUUCCGUGUAUAUUUUUCUAUCAACCUAUAGUAAUAUCGGAUUUCUCGCUUUCUUGA
Molecule: messenger RNA, 1533 nt
Organism: Gastrolobium bilobum
Lineage: Eukaryota; Viridiplantae; Streptophyta; Magnoliopsida; Fabales; Fabaceae
Product: F-box protein SKIP16
Exons: 5
Coding region: 56-1363 (435 amino acids)
Molecular function (GO): protein binding
Source: RefSeq, a predicted model, not a curated record